This is a messenger RNA of Haliotis rubra (blacklip abalone), 8938 nucleotides long. RefSeq names its product ras-related protein Rab-13-like. Gene Ontology annotation, molecular function: GTP binding; GTPase activity. The transcript has 7 exons. The coding region runs from base 788 to 1492 and encodes 234 amino acids. The record is from RefSeq and is a predicted model, not a curated record. NCBI's taxonomy places the organism in Eukaryota, Metazoa, Mollusca, Gastropoda, Lepetellida, Haliotidae.
UUCCGUGUUCUAAAUGCAGACGACAUGACGUGUUUAAAUUUCUUUGUUUUGAAUGGGUCACAAGUCAGCAAAGUUUGAGGAACGUGAAAGAAUAACAUUCCCUGCCCAAAGGAGAGCUCUUCUAUUGACGCCUGCUUCACAGAAUGUUUCUAAUCUAGUCAGUUACAAUCAAACGGGGAUUUCAGAACGUGCCGAGUUUUCUUUAGGCGCACUUGCCGGUCUCUCAUCGAGACGUGACUUGUCGUUUAACAGCACGGGGAUUACGACAGAUUACGUAAAGGUCCGAGGAUAAUCAGCCCUUAUCAAGUGACCUAGGCCUCUCCCAAUGACUGAUAUAUGAAUGAUUAAUGUUGUCACGUAUAUCUGAGGUUUGGUUCACAAACGUAAUGAUAGUGUUCAUAAUGACAACACCAAUCAGUCAUAAUUGACCAGCAGCAGGGCACGACAUUCCGUAGUGUUGAGUUGUGUUCAUAUCGGAAAUGACUCCUCUGUAGCCUGGUGACAUGGCAGGCCUCGGUAACUCAACCUUUCCAGGGAAUAGCGCAGACAAGGUGGAGCUGUGACGGUGUCUCAAGAUAUUUUAAACAGGCUUUGCAAUGGUGGUCGGAGUAUUGACACAGUGUCCAUGUCGUGAUCCGAUACUGUGCUUGAAUCCCUGUAUCUGAUCUUGUCUCGUGUCCAGAUUUUGGCUCUGUUGCAUAAUACACACAUAGUACAGUGUUUGUAAUGUAAACAUUGGAUUACUCAGUCCGGAUAGCUUUAUUCACAAGCAGUGCUUACAACAAAGAUGUCAAAAAGAUAUGACCAUUUAUUACGUCUUCUCCUAGUGGGAGAGACUGGAGUUGGGAAGACCUGCCUCAUUUGCCAGUACACUAAACAUGAGUACUGCAAUACUCACAUAUCAACUAUUGGAGUUGACUUUAAAGUCAAAACCAUAGAAGUGAAUGGGCAAAUGGUGAAGAUGCAGAUAUGGGAUACAGCGGGCCAGGAAAGAUUUGAAGCCAUCACCAAACAGUUUUAUAGGAGGGCUCAGGGGGUGAUGGUUGUGUAUGAUAUAUGCAGCCGGAGUUCCUACGAGUCUCUACCAAAGUGGAUUUCCUAUGUCAGACAGUUUGCAAAGGAAGACACAGUGAUAAUGGUGAUGGGCAAUAAAAAGGACGAAGUUGACUCUAGAAGAGUUGAUACUGAAGAGGCAGAAACGUUUGCAGAGAAUAAUAACUGCCAGUUCUUUGAAGUUAACGCCAAACGGAGAGAAAAUUUGGAAGUUCCCUUCUAUGAAAUGUGCAGGCAGAUAUUAAGCACACAGGAUCAGAAGAACUCUAGCUAUUCAAUCCAUGAAGAUGACAACUCAGCGAUUGUGAUAGACAAGUCCAUGACUGGCAGGAAUAACUCUGACACAUCACAACUGAUCACAUCGGAAGAGGAUGACGAUGAUGAAGAUAAGGUGGUUCGACCAAUCUACAGCAAGUGGGCAUGCUGUAGUAUAUUGUAAACAGUCUACAGUGUUCUUGUUGUACCAUAUUGUAAGCAUAACAGUAAAUGGCAUACAGUAAAAGGUAGGGCUGGAAAAUGAAAACAAUUGAUGACACUAAAAAUCAUUCCAGUCAGGUUGAAUUUAAGUUUUUAUCUUAUUUCUUUACAGAAAUUAAGGUGCUUAUGAACAGCUAAAUUUAAAGAAAAAGGUAUCUAAUUUUGCUCUGUGUUUUCUCACUGUGACAUUACAUUGAUCCUCAAUCAUAUGAUACAUAUAGGAAUCUCACAGCACUGUACACACAUUUUGAACCUGGUUCAAGUGACAUGACAUUAUGGGCUGAGGGUAUAGAAAACAAUAGAACAGACUUGAUAACUGAGGAUACAUAACAGUUCAUUCCAUUGUACAAUGAUGCUAGUAAAAGGUGUUUAUCCAUGUAUAAGUACAGUAAGGGUAAACCCCUGAUACACUCUAUACCUAGCUAUGCAUCUGUGUAACUUUACUUUACUUUGAUGAAACCAAAAGCUUAACCUUAUUGCAUAAUAUUAGAACAAGCUGAAAUUAACUAGUCAUGACAGUUGAAUGCAAACUGGUUUAUAACAACAACUUCUUGUUGCCACUCAAACAAGUUAACUUCUUGUUAUCAUCAGAUAGAUAGACAGACAGACAGACACUUCUUGUUACAGACAGACAGACAGAUGUCUCUCUGACUUCUUGUUAGCAGAUAGACAGACAGACAGACAGACUCUCUGACUUCUUGUUAGCAGUGCCACAUAGAACAGUGGGAAUGUCACUCAAAACGCAGUGCUGAUUAAGCAUAACAAGCCCCAUAAAAUGUAUCUUAAGAAAAAUGUCAUGCUUAACAGUUUAACAAAAUAACUAAGGAGUGAAUUACUCUGACCUGUUUGCACAGAUUCAUGUGUCAUAUACUUAGUGUAAAGAUAUGCAGCUAUCGGCGACAUUAUUUGUUCUUCAGAUUAUUCCCCCUUAAUGACAUCGCUGACAGUUCUUUGCAUGUUGGCGAAGAUGUAAAGAUUUGGUGAUUUUUUCUUUGCAUUAGUAAGUUUUUUUUCUGUCAGAAUAUCUGAUGUAAUGAAUUGAUGUGAUUAUAGAUUUCAUAUAUUUUUCUUCCAUUAUAAAGACUGAUUUAUAUCUGAUUUAUAUCAACCCACACAUUUUAAAUAUAGUAGGGAGUUGGAGAUAGUCUUCUUUAGAUGCUGGAAGACAUAUAGUAACUCAUGGAUUAAGUACAUUAAGUAUAUGGAAAUCCGCACAGAUCAGCAGUUUUGCAAAAUUUACAAUAUAUUUGAAUACACCUUGUAGGGUACUUUUAUUUUUUAUGUAAGGACUAAUCCCAUGUCAUGUAGUGGUUAAAUAUAGUUAUCUGAUCCUGAACAAAUACAUGUAAUUUAAAAACAAUGAUUUGGAUGAAUAAGUAAUCAUUUUGUUAUUGCAAAUUGUUUUAUGUCUGUCAGAAAUGUUGAUGCCACUUUUUGUCUUCUAGUCUCUAGUCUUGAAAAGGCUUACAGAACGACAUAUUUCUAUUAACUAGUAAUUUUAGAAGUGCACUAAUACAAAACCUGAGUGAACUGCCCCGUUUAUGAAAUAGUGCCAAAUGGUUUUCUGCCAUGUUUUUUACAUGAGCACUCACACAUGGGGAAAUCACUGUCAGAUUAUUUGAAGAACCUGAUUUAUGAGACAUUUUUAAGCAAGGACUCAUCACAUUGAUAAGUAGGCAAACUAAAAUUAUUUGUGCCAGUUAACAUAUUUGUGCUCAUUUGCUUAUUUCCUGAUACUGGAUUGUGACACCAAGUUUAUCAGAUUGCUUUUCUGUACUACAUUAGUAGUAACAUCCAUUAUAUGAUAAAAUUAUAUCUCUUCCAAUUAUAGGUUGCUUCCAGUUGUGUCAAAUAUGUCUGAAACUGUAACAAAUUGAACUGUCAGGCACUGAGUGUGCUGUACAUAAACAGCUGCAUGUAAGAUAGUGUUUGCAAGGUCAAGGUUGGCAUGACUGCAGUCAAUCGUCACGGGGAAAGCUGUGUUGAUCUGUAAUUAGUGGGCCACAUAUGUUUGUGUGAGAUGAUAGAAACAUGACAGUCAUUGAGCAUUUUGUUAUAGGAAAACAAAACCAAGCUGUAUAGGCUUGAACUGUGACUGAAUUUCAGUCUGAGUCUGUUCUGUAUAAAGUGUGCCAUUGUGCUGGAGAUGAGUGAGGGUACUUAAUUUGCAUUUACCCCAGCUUCUCUUCCUGACUUGUUCCAGCCGUUUCUGUAGCUUCAGUGUGUGUUGUAGAAUAUAUUCAAAACAAGGUUUCUCUCAAACCAGGAAGAAUGGGAUAGUUCUUAGAAGAAAAGAAAUUAAUAUUAUUGUGUAUAUCAAAUAUUAUGUAAACUGGUGCUGAAAUAAUCUUAUUAUCAAAUUAAACGGAAGGUUAUUGUGUCUCUCAUUUCACUUUAGACUCUCCAGAACUGUUCACAGUUUGUAGGACUUACAGGGUUCAGCUUUACCAAGGGGUCACUGCUCUUAAACUGGUAAUACGGUUGCAUGGAUGUGUGAUCAAGCAAGUGCAACAUAAAUAGAUUGACAGGUUGUAUUUAAUUCUAUCCCGGACGAUAUUCCCCAUAGAUAUGUUAAAUGACAUUUUUAAUAUAAUAAUGGAUUAAAGUUUGAAGUGUGAUGAAGAAAAUUGGAGUAUAAUAUAAUUAAGUACAGAUAAGAUGAUUAACCCUGUGCUUUAUAAUAUUGAAAUGAUAUGGAUUGAUUACAAAGAUGAAAAACUAAAUAUUGCAGUUGAAUGAUUCUGUAACCUGGUUAUGUUAGCUUUGAUUGUUGAUUUGAAUUUCUUCAUGUGCCAUAGUAAUGUUUGAGCUGAUAUCAGCAAGAAUGAGUAAGGCAUGUUUGUAUGGUGUAUAAUGUACCUGUAAUUUGACACAUUUAUCACAUAUAAGAAUAUCUAUUAUGUGUUGUAAGAGUUUGCUGUCAACUUUUUGCACUGAUUAGAUGGGCACAGAAAAUUAUUUAUUCAAGUUUUAAAAUGUGAUGGAACUAAGUGAAAUUCACAUUCCAGAUAUUAAUAUUGUCACACAGAUGACGAAUCAAGUUGUCUGUUAACAGAUUAUACAGACUGAACUCACCUGGCUCUCUGUGGAAGGGAGGUCUUGUGAUGGGGAAGUUGUCAGUUGUCUCCCACCACAAGCCACAAACUUUCAUGUGUUUAGCUCAUCGGGACUUUACACUCAUAGUAUUGUGCAUUCUCAGAAUUCAACUGUCUAACGUUUUUAUUUUGUGGCAUCUCACCUGAAACCACAAAGCCUUUGAAACUUCUAACUAUUCCACAAUGAUUCCAGUCUAAGGUGAUGCAGUUCUGCCAGUUGGUAGACUUGAUAUUUUCCCACAGGACUCACUGUACUGCAUCCAUUCCAUAUGUUUGUGGAUGCAUAUUCCUGUGCCAUGUGAAACCCUUGCAGCUGUGUUUUAAAUUAAGCUGAGUCUUGGAGUCUUUGUGGUGUUGAUAUUUGCAUCUACACACUCACCAGUUGUUUUAUGAAAAAGGACCCCUUGACUUUCAAUCUUAAUUUCUAACAUUGUGUAGACAUUGAUAGUAAGUGGUAAGGGAUAGGUAAAACGCUGAUAGAAAAAUAAACUGAGACCUGAUAUGAAAUUGAUAAUGAGCUAAUAAUGAAGUUGAUAAAUGAUAAAGUUGUAUAUAUGUGUGUAUGCUUGCACUACAGUGCAAUCUGAUGUUCACUACAGUAGAUAUUUAUUUUUGCAUGGAUACUUUACAUCCAUUAUCUUGCUAUGCAAUCUCAAUGUUUGCCUUGAAAUGCUUGCCUUACUCUACCUAUGAAUGUUUAAGUCUCUUUAUUGGUCAGUUAGUGUAGACAUGUAGUGCCUCCUUAGAGUCAUUUCCAUGUUUACUUGAAGAACUGCUCCUGAGAUGAACAGAUAUAUAGAGUUCACAAGAGUCAAUUUUGAAACUCACCUUGAAGUCAUGUUUACUAUUUUGGUCUUGGGCACCAUGCUUUGAGCUUUGAGACUGAAAAUGACCUUAUGUUUACAGCCAUAUCACAUUGAAAAGUAUUUUUUUGCUCUAGCUUUGAGUAGACAAGCCAAUGCCAACUCAUGUAAAUAGGUAUUUGUGUUGAUAUGAUAAUACACUUUUACACUUUGUGAGAGAAAUGAAGGUUGAUGUAACUGGUUGAUCCAGCCUUGUCUUGGAAUCUCCCCCAAGACUUUAGCCAAAACUACAUUUAAGGUUCCCAUUGGUCUGUAUACAUUAUUGUUAGGUCUGCAGGCUCCAAUGAGCUAUUGCUGCUGUGCGAACCUUCUAUGAUCCAUUCACAGCUACCACACCCUCAUCAUAUAGUUACUGUAUGCAACAAAUUUAGUAAUUGUUCCAACACAUACCUUCCAUGGUUGCUCCGAAUAUUGAGUCUAAGGUCCAUGGGUGUUUGAUGUCGAGAUUGUUACGUUUGCAUUGAGUUCUUCAUAGUUACUCUUCAGACUCAGACACCUGACAACCAACUUUACACUGCAAUAUCUGACAACCAACUUUUGCACUCUAAUACUUGACACUCAUUUAUACAUUCCAAUACUUGUCACUCACUUUUAAUCUAAUGCUUGACAUUCACUUUUACUCUGUAAUACCUAACACUUACUUUAACCCUUCACUACCUGACAUUCAGUUCAAACACUCCAAUAGCUGAAACCCACCAUCUUUAAGCCUUCAGUACCAGAUAUUUAAUGUAAACACUCCAAGAGCUGAAACCCACCGUCUUUAAGCCUUCAGUACCUGAUAUUCAGUUUAAACACUCCAAUAACUGAAACACACCAUCUUUAACCCUUCAAUACCUGACAUUCAGUUUAAACACUCCAAUAACUGAAACACACCAUCUUUAACCCUUCAAUACCUGACAUUCAAUUCAAAACUCCAAUACCUGACACCCACCGUCUUUAACCCUUCAAUACCUGACAUUCAGUGUAAACACUCCUGACACCACCGUUUAAUAAUUCAUUUCCACCUUAAUCAAAACCAUAUAAUAAAUGGAGCUAUCUAUGCGUACAUAUCAAACUAUUUUCACAUUUUGAAUAAUUACUUUAUGGCAACUUUAUACCCACUGAAUUUCGAAUAUGUUUUACAGUUUAAGAAUUGAUAGUUAUGUUUGUAAUUAGUUAUUGUGCAGCGGAUGAUCUGGUCAGUCGGUAAAUGACAUAUCUGUGUCAAUAAUGCAUCACAAACUGCUUAUGAUUAUCAGUGGUAGGAUGUAGACAGCUGAGCUGGAGUUAAAGAACAGCUGUUGAGCACUGGCCAUCACUGAUAGUAUCAGUACAAAAUGAAAACUGAUGGAAAGUUGAUCAUCAGUCCUCCACCUCUAAAUGAAAACUGAUCGAAAGAUGAUCAUCAAGUUUCUACCUCUAAAUGAACGCUGAUCGAAAGAUGAUCAUCAAGUUUCUACCUCUAAAUGAACGCUGAUCGAAAGAUGAUCAUCAAGUUUCUACCUCUAAAUGAACGCUGAUCAUGGAUUUUGAAUUGAUUGCAAACAGUAGUAUUUUUGUCCAAUCAAAAGUAUUCAUACAAGCAGUUGAAGUCCUUGAAAUAAAUGAUUUAGCUGAUUCACCAAAUGGUACCAUGGUCAAAAUUAGAUUUUGUAUAUGAGCUACAAGCGAAAAGGGAGAGAGUGAAAAGUAUGGGCACGUCACAUGAUAUGUUUGUGCAGGAAAGGGCAUGGGAGGUAACUCGUGGGUGAGUGUAUUUAUACGUCCGCUUCGGGAACUUCAAAGGAUUCAAGUGUUCCACUACCAUUCGAAAGGGAAAGGGAGAUAAACAAAAGAUCAUGAGUCAGGAUAAGUAUAAAAUAUCAAUUUUACUUAAAAAAUUACAUUAUUGAAUACAGAUCAUAGAUCAAUGCUAGUCAGUAUGAAACUGUAUUUAAACUGUUUGUUUACUGAACAUUAUGUUCAGACCUGGGCUUUAAACAUGUACAGCAAAUGGAAGAGGAGAAUGCAUUUGUUAACACUAAUGAACAGCAGAGAUCAUUUGGGGGUCCAUUGUUUCUCUAAGUACUUGAUGCAGUCUUUAAUACAGCAUCGUAGCAAUCAAAAGCAUGAAUGUGUGAAAGUUGGAUGUAAAAUCAAGUAUUAUUUGUCAGUAUAACAAAUUAAGACCAAUCAGUUUAGCCUGGCCUUAUCAAAUAAUUGAAACUUGACCAGUGAUUUGAGUUACAGAUUUACAGGGUGGACACUUAAUCUCUCUAAUUUGAAGUAAAUAUUAUUCAAAGGUUCAUCAUUACUUUGUGCACAGUUCUAUUGUUUAGAUUGUAUUUAUUUAUGAAUUGUUAAACAUAUUUAUAUUUAUACAAAAUUCUUUUCCACAGAACAUGAAUUCAUUUAUGUUAGAUGAUCUUUUUUAAUGUUUAUUCAUUCAGUCAUUCAGACAAUCUAUUCAUUAUACUUUCAAAUAAUUUGUCCCAUCAGGAGUGUCCUCCUAUAUAUACCGGUACACUUCACAUUCCAUGUUUCUUGAAUUCCAUAUUCCACUCAGAAUAUAACAUUGUUACAUACACAGCUUCUUUAGUUUAAUGAUUGGAAGGAAUAUUCAUUGUAUGCUUGACAACAGUAGGAGGAUCUAUACCAAAAUGUGGCGUCUAAGCAGAAUAAGGAAGUUUGUCAUCCAUAAAGUACAAUGUAUCUAUCUUGUGUUUUUUAUCGUCAUCAGGACUAUGUAAGGAAAUUAAGCAGUCCUGGUAAACCUAUAAAUACAUUCACAGGUAACAAAAAAAUUCAAUAUUUGGACAGGAGACAAGACCCAGGACACCUAGGCCAGUAUAUAUAGGUUUUUUUAGGCUAAGAGGUUCUUUUUACAGGGAAACCAGAUUGUAACUGCAUCUUUGUUCGUCUACAAUUUGUGUUCUGUAAAACAUUUCCUGGUGAAAACAUUAAUGUACCAGCUCACUGUGACUGUUGUAUCAAUGCAGAUGUACAAAUUGAUAUGUCACAAGAGUAGAACUUCACCUUGUUUGAUUGUAUUCCUAUAUUAUAUUCAAUAUGCAAAACGAAGUCAAUAUAUGUACGGCAUAUGGUGAAACCAGCUCAUAAUCUUGGUCGUCCUCAAACCCAACUCUCUGGAAUAACCUCAUAAGAAUUUCAUUUAUUCAAAGGAAAAUUACUUUAUUUCCUUAAUUCUUUAAUCAAGAUUUUUGUUAGGCUGAUAGAAUUCAUUUUGAAUGGUAGCAGUUGGUUGAGCCAGGUUUCACUGUUGUCUGUUUUAUGUACCGAUGAUGAAUCUCUAGUGAUAUGUCAAGCUUAUUGACAGUAUAUUAUUCCUACAAGAAGUCACGCUGUGUUGUCUCAUUGCUUCAUAAGGUGCUGCCAAAGAUGUUUUAUCCAUGUUUCAUAGGUGGGUGUGUACUUUAUUGAAAACACAUUUCAGUCACACAGAUACAAUCAAAAUAAACUUUGUUUAAGGAA